Molecule: messenger RNA, 464 nt
Organism: Rubroshorea leprosula
Lineage: Eukaryota; Viridiplantae; Streptophyta; Magnoliopsida; Malvales; Dipterocarpaceae
Source: the annotation of a GenBank genome assembly
AAGAAGCUUCAAGCAGAAAUUGUUGUCUUGUUUUGUGAUUAGGCAAAAAUUGUCCCAAUUCACCUUCCUCUCCAUGACCUCUUGAACCAAGUAGAAGUUAAUCCCACCCUUCCGUAACAAAAGCUCAGUAAGAAGCUUUUGUUCCAAUCUUGGUAUGAAUAAUGAAGCAAUUAAAGCCGCCCAAGAAGCAGUUCAAAAGUCAGAGGAGUUUGAUAUAAGGCGGAGCCCUAUAUCAAUUGCUUCAGCAGUUAUUUAUAUUAUAACGCAGCUUUCAGAUAAUAAGAAGCCUCUUCGAGAUAUUUCAAUAGCCACUGGAGUUGCGGAAGGGACAAUCCAAAAUUCAUACAAGGAUCUUUAUCCCCACAUAUCAAAGAUAAUACCAAACUGGUAUGCCAAGGAAGAGGAUCUCAAAAACCUGUGCAGUCCUUGAAGUCAAGUAACAGUAAUACAAUUAUCUCAACAUG